Penicillium olsonii is the source of this 1650-nucleotide messenger RNA. The record is from the annotation of a GenBank genome assembly. Lineage: Eukaryota; Fungi; Ascomycota; Eurotiomycetes; Eurotiales; Aspergillaceae.
AUGAACCCCAGACAUGCCGCUGAGGCUCGCAUUGCUGUCCGCGGUGGCGGUGGUGACGAGGGUGGUGGUGACUGGUGGGGCCAUGGUGACCAUGGUGACCAUGGAGAUCACGACGACGACCAUGAUGGAGAUCAUGGACACGGUGGUCCCCCAGAAGAGACUACUCCAUGCGAGACGGAGACUCCUCCCCCAGUCGAGACUCCCCCGCCUGUUGAGACCUCCACCCCGUGUGAGACUGAUACUCCCACCCCUCCUCCGGUUGUGACGCCUACUACCACUCCAUGUGAAACUGAUACGCCUACUCCUCCCCCGGUUGAGACGUCUACUCCUUGUGAGACGGACACACCUACUCCUCCCCCAGUUGUUACACCUACUACCACCCCGUGUGAAACUGAUACGCCCACUCCUCCCCCGGUUGAGACGUCCACUCCCUGCGAGACUGACACUCCUACUCCUCCACCGGUUGAGACGUCCACCCCAUGUGAGACUGACACUCCUACUCCUCCACCGGUUGAGACGUCCACCCCAUGUGAGACUGACACUCCUACUCCUCCCCCGGUUGAAACCUCCACUCCUUGUGAGACGGACACCCCUACUCCUCCACCGGUCGAGACGUCCACUCCUUGUGAGACUGACACUCCCACUCCUCCUCCUGCCACAUCUACCCCGGUGUCCCCUACCACUCCCUGCGAGACUGAUACGCCUACCCCUCCCCCGGCGUCAUCCACUCCAUGUGAGACUGACACUCCUACUCCUCCUCCUGCCACCUCUACCCCAGUCUCUCCCACUACCCCCUGUGAGACCGAUACCCCCACUCCUCCUCCCGCUAGUACUACUCCCUGCGAGACGGACACCCCUACCGUUCCUCCUCCUGCUAGCACUACUCCCUGUGAGACGGAUACACCUACCGUUCCUCCUCCUGCUAGUACAACCCCCUGCGAGACGGAUACUCCUACCGUUCCUCCUCCAGCUAGUACUACUCCCUGCGAGACCGAUACCACUGUCGUCCCUCCUCCCGCCAGCACUACACCAUGCGAGACUGAGACUACCGCCGUCCCUCCCCCGGCUUCCACUACCCCGUGUGAAACUGAGACUGUUCCUCCCCCUCCAGUCACUGUGACCACUACCUGGACCACGACCACCUGCCCAGUGACAUGGGCGACCGUUUCAAGCGGCACAACGACCUACACGCACCCAGUGACCCAAACUAACACAAUCACUGUGACAUCCGUGUCUACAUGCACCGAGGGCUGCGUUCAGCCAACAACUCCUAUCGUUGUCCCUCCCCCAGUGCAGACUACUUCAGUUGUCGUGCCUCCUCCGGUGCACACUACCUCUGUUGUGCCUCCCCCAGUACACACUACCUCUGUUGUUGUGCCUCCCCCAGUGCAGACCACAUCGGUGGAGGUUCCCCCACCAGCGCAAACUACCUCUGUUGAGGUUCCUCCCUCCGCAACUGAGCCUACUACCUCAGCUGCAUCCACCUCGCCAGUGUCCCCUGUGCAGCCUACAACUGCGGCAACAUCGGCGUCCUCCACCACUGCGCCCCCCGCAUCCUCGUCGCCUGUGUUCAACAGCGCUCCCGCUCAGUUCCAGAAGGGCAUCGCUGCCUUCAUCCCAGGCCUUGCUCUUCUGUUUACUCUGCUGUAA